CAAGAAACCUUUAAAACACUGCACUCUACAGAGUCGGUUUUUAAAACCUUUGGAUUAAGCAUGGAUCAAAAACGUGGAGCGGAGAAAUUCCGCAGUAUCGCCCGGAAAGUGAAGAUGGGGAAGAAGCUGGAGCGUGUGAUGAAGGGAGACCGGGGCGGGACCACCUCCGCUACGUCACAGGACACCACAGAUCUGGACAACAAAACUCCUGAGCCGUAUAACUGUAUCGGUGAUUUUGAGGCAGACUACCUGGAGCUGUGUACCCGUGCAGGACUGACAGAGAUCCCCCAGGUGGCACCCAGACCCCACCGACCUGAACCUCCCCCUCCCCCUGAUCCUAAGGAGAAGGUCGAGGAGCCGACCACGCCCACCCCAGGUGAGCCGGAGGAGCCGCUGCCCACCACCUACACAACCAGCAACAAGUUUGACUUCUUCCGACCUAAAGUACAAGUGGAACUGGAGAAACCUGAGGACAAGAAGAGCAUGACUGAAAUCUACAUCAGAGGGUGGAAAGUUGACCAGCGGUACAUGGAUGUGUUCAGACUGUGUCUUCCUGCAGCCGACAAGUUGCACACUAUCGAUUUGUGGAAUGUUGGUCUAACAGACAACACUCUGGCCCAGUUCUCAGCAGUUGCAUCACAGUGUCUCAACCUCAGAACUGUAAAGCUGGAUGGGAACCCUGUGCCUGGAGAAGGCUUCCAUCAACUUAUCGGGGAGGACAGCAUGAUAGUGAGUAUGUCCUUGAGGAGUUGUAAGAUAUCUGACAAGGGUGCGUUGCUGAUCGGGAAGGCCCUGUCCACGGUUAAGACACGGAACCAGAGUCUGUGUGUGCUGAACCUCAACAGUAACCUCAUCACAGAUGUGGGCGCCUGCCACCUCUCUAAUGGUUUGAGGAUGAACAGAACAUUGCUGAUUCUGUCAGUUGCCAACAAUGCAAUUGGGGAUGAAGGGGCCAAACAGUUAGGGGAGCCCAUCCCGAAGCGAUCAGAGUCCCGAGACCGUCCGAUGAGUCAGAGCAGCCGGUCACAGCUGGACAAGUCCGUGGCCAAGUCUGGACGCUCCUCCUCCAAGGCGAAAAAGAAGGAUGAUAAGGGCAAAGGGAAAGAUGACAAGAAAAAAGGGAAUAAGAUAGGAGAGGCAGGACUGAAGGCCCUACUGAAGGGGAUCCAGUACCAGAUCACUCUCACCACACUGGGAUCACGAUCGGGUGGCACGGGGCUCAUGAGGCUGUCUCUACAGAAAAAUGGAUUUCCACCUGACCACGAGCUGUAUACCAAGAUUCAGGAGUUGAUGGUGACCAGAGAUCCACUGUACAAGCCUCCUGCCAAGUCUCCUGAUGAGGACUCCAUUUCACAGACUACUGGGGUGUAGAAUACUGUUUGGGCUGCAAGAAAGGCUGUGGAACAAGGCUUAAAUGAGAUUUUAAAAUAAUACAUACUGACACCGAUGCAGG
Molecule: messenger RNA, 1453 nt
Organism: Branchiostoma belcheri (Belcher's lancelet)
Lineage: Eukaryota; Metazoa; Chordata; Leptocardii; Amphioxiformes; Branchiostomatidae
Product: leucine-rich repeat-containing protein 71-like
Exons: 13
Coding region: 61-1371 (436 amino acids)
Molecular function (GO): protein binding
Source: RefSeq, a predicted model, not a curated record